Adineta ricciae is the source of this 2268-nucleotide messenger RNA. NCBI's taxonomy places the organism in Eukaryota, Metazoa, Rotifera, Eurotatoria, Adinetida, Adinetidae. The record is from the annotation of a GenBank genome assembly.
AUGAGUGAAAAUAUUCCUGUCACAACAUACCAAUCCGUUCGUUAUCUCGAUAAAACUAUUCGAAUUGAAACAUGUAAUCUCCAUGGCAUCGAAUGUCUUCGUUUCGAUGACGUCCGCUUACGCUUCCCUAAGGUCACAUGUCUAUACAUCGAUGACAAACAACAAUCAUUUCUUUAUGAUGAAAACGGUCAUCAACUCGAACCAUUACGUAUUAAAGCUUGUAUCGAUAAAGUUAUGGAAGCUUUUGAACCUGAGGAAAAUCAUAGUCAAUGUUUACAAAUCGAACAUAUCCAAGAAAUGCAAAGAGCUCUUGUUCUUAUGAACAAUAGCACGCAGGAGAAAAUCAAACAAGCAAUGACAUUAAUGUACGAACUAAAUGAAUACACAACUCCACGAUAUUUCUACAUUUUACCAGUAGAGAACAAUAAUCAGAGUAUGCUGAGCUCAAUAACCAAUUACUUUCAACUGGAAUAUAAAUUAUAUUUUUUAUGCGACUGUUCUGACGAUCCAAACGAACGACAUCCAGCUCUACAUGACGGUUAUGCGAUAAAAGAACCGACAAAAUUUAUUGCUGACUACGGCGUACACAUACGGAGAACAUUGAAUAUCAUUAAAACUGCACUUCCGAUUGUCGGCCGUAUUGUUGAUAUGCAUAUACAUAAGGCACCAGCAUUAAUAUCCGAUGCUGCUAGUUCGUUGAACACGUUCACUCUGAUCACGAAAAUUAAUCAAGUUGAAAAUUUACUAAAUCAAGCGGAAGAAGCAUCAAUGACUGCAAACGCAUCGAGUGAAGUGAAAAUGAUGAGUAAUUGUUUACCAUUACACGGUGCACCAUUACGAGAGCUAGUCAAUUAUUUAGGAGAUGUGGAUAAUAAAAAUACUCUCGGAAAUUUGUACAAAAAAGUAACUGAUGAUGGACAUGUUCGAUGGGUAUGUUUAGAACACUAUGAUACUGAUUAUCACAAACAACGAAUGUGUCAAUACGUUCAGCAAUUGAAGAACUUUGGAGGAACAUUUGAUGAAAACACGAAAGAAGUUCGAAUAACAAGUGACAACCAAACACCUUUAGAAGUUCUCAAGUUGAUUAAUUUAUUGAAAAAUGGUCUGAAAAUACCAAAACUGAUGAUUGAAAAAUGUUGUAUAAAAGAAGCAGACUUAAAUCAAUUGUUGGAUGUUUGUAUCAAUCAAUUAGCAAUUCACUUGGUUUUUACUGAUGUGAAAGUAUUAAACUGGUUUACUUCAAAUUAUAUUUAACAAACAUCGACGAAUGANAAAGCAUUGAAAACGUUGAACCUGUGUAUUUCAAAUAUAUAUAUCGUGGAAAAAAAUUGCAAAGAACGUAAUUUAAUUGAUUUGAUAACGAAAAAUCCUUUUGUUAAACGUCUGCUUCUCUUCGAUUCGAUCGUGACAGCUGAUUUUGCAAAAGCAAUUAUUGACAAAGUGAACAACUCGGGAUCAUUGAAAUCUCUCGAGCUCUUCAACUGUCAAAUAGACGAGCAAAUUCGAUCAAGGCUGGAAGAGUUAUGGAUUGCUAAUAAACUCAAUCUCAUUUUUGAGAACAGACAAUAUUAUUGCGCAGUAGCAGAGAAAAUACGCGAACGUCUUGAUCAAGGUAAAGUAUUUGAUCAAGAAGAGGAUCUCGACGUCACUGAUGAUCAUUUGAAUCUCAAUGGAAGACAAUUCAGAGAUAAAGACCUGAUUGUUUUAUCAAAAAAUUCAAAUCGUGUCAAACAAUGUAAACGAAUUUCAUUGUCUAACAAUCAAAUCACAUCAUUUGGAAUUGUUCUCUUAACUGAGAUUUUAUUUGACCAUCCUUUUCUAGAACAACUAGAUUUGAGUUCGAACAACUUGUGUGACGGCGGUGUUUAUCUAUUAACUCAGAUCUUAUCGAUCAAUCAUCAAACAAAACUUCAAGAACUAUACCUGAAAUCAAAUGGAAUUACUGAUGAAGGAAUCAACUAUUUGGUUGAAAUGUUAAACACGAACAAGACAGUGAGACAUUUGGAUUUAUCGAAUAACUUCAUAACGAACAAUGGAGUGCAAAAUUUAACGCAGAUAAUUGGUGACAAGAAAACGAAUAUCAAGUCACUUGGAUUAGGUGGAAAUAAGGAUAUAACUGAUUCAAGUGUUUCUUUGUUGAUUUCAAUGAUUAAAAAAUGUUCGUCAAUGGAGAGCCUGUCGUUAGUGGAUUGUAACCUGAAUGAAAAAAGUAAAGACAAAUUUAAUGAAUUGAAAGCGGUGAAAAAGAAUUUCUAUCUGAGAAUGUAA